Dissoconium aciculare CBS 342.82 is the source of this 1357-nucleotide messenger RNA. RefSeq lists its product as uncharacterized. The transcript is spliced from 4 exons. NCBI's taxonomy places the organism in Eukaryota, Fungi, Ascomycota, Dothideomycetes, Mycosphaerellales, Dissoconiaceae. The record is from RefSeq and is a predicted model, not a curated record. Bases 404 to 1357 code for a protein of 317 amino acids. Gene Ontology annotation, molecular function: protein binding.
AACGAUGCCAGGUCCGGCCGGAUUACCAUCACAAACUGUAUUGAUGAUAUCAACGCUACGAGUGCUAGAUUUACAACUAUCCAAAAUCUCACGUCAGCCGCAGGACAGAGUGACGAACCCUUUUCACUCCCGUUGCGACGAUCGCAAUUCUAUGACGUUGAAAUUUGCAAUCGGCGUAUAUGUGGAGCUUCACCUCACAAGAUAGCAAUUCUUGCUCACUGUUUGAAAAUAUCUCACCAAAAUUGCGCCGGGCUGGGACGUGCCCACGCAAACACACUUCACGUCCUUGGGUUGUCGACGAAGUCUCAAGGUUACCUCUUUCUACCUGGAUGUGUUGUCACGCUACACUGUUCGAACUCCUCCGCCCGACAAAUACCAACGCCCACGAAUCUAUUUGCCCAAGAUGCCGAACGAAAAUCCCAGAUUGGCCAACUAUCUCGAGACAAGAAAACUUCAACUAUCCCUCGUGUUCAUGAUCGUCUUUUACACCUUCACCAAGAUGAGCUUCGUCGAGCUGCUUGCGAUUGUCAUCUUCGGCCCAAACUUCCGGAUUAUCCCCGGCGACACUCUCGAAAAGCCCCCACUCGACUCCCCUACGGCCUGGAUUCUGGGCUUUGCAAACUUGGCGAUUUUGACUUUCGGUUUCUCCAUUGCGUUCCGAGGAUGGCGAGAAGCUGUCUAUUCGCGGCCGAGUCUCAUCUGCGACAUCAUUGCUUCCAUUCCAGCAAUCCCUUUAGCAGCAUUCACGCUUCUCGCUGGUCGACCGGUGCCGCUCGGCGAACUCGUCAGUAGAGUAGCGAGGUGGUGGUGGCGGAGCGAGGAGCUAGGCGGCCAGGCCCAGAUCCCUUCUGCACCUAAAUUUCAGGUACGAAUAAGCGAUGCGCUCGCCUUGAGCGCCGACUUCUGCUACAAGACGUUUGACGUGCUCCUAAAUCCGUACGAAGACGAGGCAGUGCCUUGGGCACGAUUGGCUACGUUUCUGAAUUGCCUGGCGGGGUUCUAUCCUGUGAACGCGCGCACCCUCGAGCAUGGUAGAAAUGGCAGCUUUCCCGUAUUGGAGCCCGUCCAGGCCCUAUCCGAAGAUUUCCUCAUUCGUGGUCUCAUCUGGAGCCGAGAGUAUCAUCCUGCCGACCACUUCAAGAACCAGAGUGAAGAUGAUGGACGCAACAUUGAGUCGGAAGCGACCAACAAGCUCCGAGCAGACCGGGUGCUAUGGCUUGGGCUGUUUCUAGCGUUUCGAGCGCGAUAUCUCCAUUACGACGAAGAGACCAAACAUUUUUCUGCUAGCCAAAAAACCGCCUGGAAGGCCAACAAUGACGGGGUUGAAUCGGUCGACAUACCGAGAUCCAGUGUCUAG